UGCAGUCAUGAACGGCACAGAGGGGGAGAAUUUCUACGUCCCCAUGUCCAACAAGACGGGGAUAGUGAGGAGCCCGUUCGAGUACCCCCAGUAUUACUUGGGCGAGCCAUGGAUGUUCUCGGCGCUUGCCGCCUACAUGUUCUUCCUCAUCCUCACCGGUUUACCGGUCAACUUCCUCACCCUCUUAGUCACCGUCCAGCACAAGAAGCUGCGGCAGCCCCUCAACUACAUCCUGCUCAACCUGGCCGUGUCCGAUCUCUUCAUGGUCUUCGGAGGCUUCACCACCACCAUCAUCACCUCAAUGAACGGCUACUUCAUCUUCGGACCCUCCGGCUGCAACUUCGAGGGCUUCUUCGCCACGCUCGGCGGUGAAGUCUCUCUUUGGUGCCUUGUGGUUCUCGCAAUUGAGCGCUAUAUGGUUGUUUGUAAACCUAUGGCCAACUUCCGAUUUGGCAGCCAGCAUGCCAUCAUUGGCGUUGUUUUCACAUGGAUCAUGGCCCUCUCUUGUGCAGGCCCCCCUCUUGUCGGAUGGUCCAGGUAUAUCCCAGAGGGAUUACAGUGUUCGUGUGGGGUUGACUACUAUACCUUGAAGCCUGAAGUGAACAAUGAAUCCUUUGUCAUCUAUAUGUUCGUCGUCCAUUUCACUAUUCCGCUGAUCGUUAUAUUCUUUUGCUACGGGCGUCUGGUCUGCACAGUCAAAGAGGCUGCAGCUCAGCAACAAGAGUCCGAGUCUACUCAGAGGGCUGAGAGGGAAGUCACCCGCAUGGUGAUCAUCAUGGUUGUGGCCUUCCUGAUCUGUUGGGUGCCGUAUGCUUCAGUAGCUUUCUACAUCUUCCUCAAUCAGGGCUGCGAUUUUACCCCAAUCUUCAUGACCGUACCAGCUUUCUUUGCCAAAGCCGCAGCUGUCUACAACCCUCUCAUUUACAUCCUGAUGAACAAACAGUUCCGUAACUGCAUGAUCACCACGAUUUGCAUGGGCAAGAACCCAUUCGAAGAGGAGGAAUCCACCUCAGCCAGUGCCAGCAAGACAGAGACUUCGUCCGUCUCCUCCAGCCAGGUGGCCCCUGCGUAAACCCUCAGCUCGGCCAAUUCAAUGGAGCCAGAUGCUGGCACUGCACCUCAAUGCUGCCCCUUCCAAACAAACUGAUUGUGUUGAGGUUUGAAGGCCCAAGAUUUCCAAACCCAGAGAAUUUCAGCAGCAUCAGAUAGUGGAACUUUCCAACUGCGUGACAAAUACUUGUACAGAGCCAAUCGUUUCAUCCUGAGCUUUGUGAUAAAACUACGAGUCCAAUGGUGAACAUCCGAACCAGCUAUGUUGUGAAGAUGUUGUAAGUUGUUUCAUACAUGCUGGCAGACGCGGUCUCUCGCACUUCCCAUUCUUUAUAAAGUCCAAAUGCUUUGUAAAAAUCACCUAU
Messenger RNA from Amblyraja radiata (thorny skate), 1415 nucleotides. Its product is annotated as rhodopsin. The record is from RefSeq and is a predicted model, not a curated record. Bases 8 to 1072 code for a protein of 354 amino acids. NCBI's taxonomy places the organism in Eukaryota, Metazoa, Chordata, Chondrichthyes, Rajiformes, Rajidae. The transcript has 5 exons. Gene Ontology annotation, biological process: phototransduction; visual perception; G protein-coupled receptor signaling pathway. Gene Ontology annotation, molecular function: G protein-coupled receptor activity. Gene Ontology annotation, cellular component: membrane.